CCGUGAAUUAGUGUUGAAAAAGAAACCGAAUCGUGCACACAAAGCCUUGGUUGAUUUUGAAAAAAAAGUGACAUUAGAAGUACCGCAAACACAAACAUUUACAGUCAUCACUCAAAAUGUCGAUGGUCUUUCAAGUGAUAUCAAAAAUUUAAUUGAAAUGCAUGGUUCUCUUUUUAGAACACGUUGCACUAAAUGUGGAGAUAUCAAGGAGAACCGUGAUUCCCCAAUAGUGCCUGCACUAGAAGGGACAGAAAACUCGCAAUUCGAUAUUGACCUCCCAAUUGAAAAACUCCCAAGUUGUUCGAAAUGCAAGGGUUUGCUGAGACCAGACGUUGUUUGGUUUGAGGAAUGUUUGGAUGAUGAUGUUUCGAAAAAUGUUCUAUUUGAGUUAGGAAGAUGCGAUUUAUUGUUGGUGAUUGGAACUAGUGGUCUUGUUUAUCCGGCAGCUGGUUUUGCUGCGCGUGUUUCAUCUAAUGGUGGUAAGGUUGCAGUUUUCAAUAUUGAAAAGACUUACGAUGCGGAUUUUGAAUUUAUUGGUCCUUGUGGUGAAACCUUAGGUGAAGCUCUUAUG
Molecule: messenger RNA, 571 nt
Organism: Scutellospora calospora
Lineage: Eukaryota; Fungi; Glomeromycota; Glomeromycetes; Diversisporales; Gigasporaceae
Source: the annotation of a GenBank genome assembly